AUGUCCACGAGCCACACGAAUGACGCCCCAGAGGGCGCAUCCGGAUCUGCAUCACCGUCACCAGAUACUACUAGCCCAAGCAGAGACAAUGACCCGACAGUGACGACCAAGGCAGAAAAACAGGCAGAGGAACACACAUCAGAACAGAAGAGCGAAGACAGUACGCCACAACAAGAGGAGGGAGAACAAGAAGAAGGUGAAACAAGAGAAUCAGAUGCGCCACCAUUACCGGACGAAGUUCCCCCGCCGCUCCCCAACGAAGCUCCGCCGGGCGAGGACGAUGGCUGGGAGCCCGUCUGGGAUGCCAACGCACAAGCAUAUUAUUUCUAUAACCGGUAUACGGGCGUCUCACAAUGGGAGAACCCGCGAGUACCGGAUGCAGCCGUCGCCACUGCCGCAGCCCCUCCAGCCGUAGGCACAGAGGAACCAGCUCCGGCCGAGAAAGCCUCUGCUCCGCUGGGCGGGUAUAACCCUGCCAUCCAUGGCGACUAUGACCCGACAGCACCUUAUGCGCAGCAAUACGAAAGACAAGAAGAAGGGAUUCACGGUGGAGCAGGGAUGGGACUGGUGAACACUGCUGGCUACGAGGCCAUUGGAUCGUUCAAUCGGUUCACGGGCCGAUGGCAGGCGGCGUCGCUGAACCCGGAGUAUCACAAUGAUGAGAAUAAGUCGCGGCGGCAGAUGAACGCAUAUUUUGAUGUGGAUGCCGCGGCGAAUGCGCAUGAUGGACGAAGUUUACGGGCCGAGCGCAGUGCGAAGAAGCUGAGCAAGAAGGAGCUAAAGAUGUUCAAGGAUAAGCGGAGGGAGAAAAAGGAGGAGAAGAGGAGGGCCUGGUUGCGUGACUAA
Messenger RNA from Aspergillus nidulans FGSC A4, 846 nucleotides. RefSeq names its product WW domain-containing protein. The record is from RefSeq and is a predicted model, not a curated record. NCBI's taxonomy places the organism in Eukaryota, Fungi, Ascomycota, Eurotiomycetes, Eurotiales, Aspergillaceae. The coding region runs from base 1 to 846 and encodes 281 amino acids. The transcript has a single exon.